This is a messenger RNA of Pyricularia oryzae 70-15, 3040 nucleotides long. Its product is annotated as alpha-methylacyl-CoA racemase. Gene Ontology annotation, molecular function: catalytic activity. The record is from RefSeq and is a predicted model, not a curated record. The transcript has a single exon. Lineage: Eukaryota; Fungi; Ascomycota; Sordariomycetes; Magnaporthales; Pyriculariaceae. The coding region runs from base 820 to 2031 and encodes 403 amino acids.
GGGGGAAGAUGGCAAAAGGAGCGCGUUGCGAUUGCGAUUUGCAAGCACUACUUACUGUACAUAUAGUAGUGCAUUGACCGUCAGUUGUUUGGCAAAUUUAACACCAAGUCACCCAGGAAAGCACUAUGGAUUGAUGAUUUUGUUUCAAGGCUCAGUGGCAUGAAGAAUAUUCAACCCCAAGCUGCUAAGAAUGUCGUCUUGGUAGCGUCUUGGUUGCCAAGUAUUCCGGCUAGUUCCUCUAACCCCCGCCGGCAGAGACAUCCGUGACGUUAGUGACCGGACGCUUGGUGAUGGGGUUAGGGUAUUUUCAACAGCUUUUCCCGAGCGAAGACAGCUGCAGUAAUUAGCUUCCUGCCCGGCUACGAGCUUGGUUGAUUGGGUGUUAAUUACCCUAACCCUGAUGUGGACAGCUCAUUCUGGGCUUCCAUUCCAAUGGAUUUCAAUCGCAUCCGACGGACCUCGGCCUACUCCAAAUCAGAAGGCGGGGAAUCUCCGCGACUCCAAAGGACAACUCCAAAUCAACCCAUCAAGGUGAACAAUCUAAAGAUGACCAGCCGAACAACAUACUCUCCUAUCACUAUACCAAUCAGCUCCAAAGGGAGUGUAAAAACUUUCGAAAGUCUCCGUUGGCCCACCUGAGUGGAAGGUAUCAAACACCUACAUCGCCUACGAAGUACCUACCUACCUUAGGUACCUACCUUAGACAAGGUACCUUGGUUGUCUUGCGGCAAGGACGAACGCCAAGGGGCCAGUAUCAUCCUCUAUUGAAACAAAUAUCCCAACGCCGCUUCUCUAUACAUUCUGCCUCUACCAGCCACGAUGGCCACUCCUCCGCCUCCUCUAGCCGGACUCAAGGUCCUGGAGUUCGCCGGCCUAGCUCCAGGGCCCUUUGCCGGCAUGUUUCUCGCCGACGCCGGCGCCUCGGUCCUACGACUAGAUCGCCCUGGCAGGGCCCCCACCGAGGACAUGCUGGCGCGCCGCAAGGCUUCUAUCGCCGUAGACCUGAAGUCGGCCGGCGGCGUAGCUCUGGCUGCCAAGCUGGCCGGCCACGUCGAUGUGCUCAUUGACCCUUUCCGCCCAGGCGUGCUCGAGCGCCUGGGUCUCGGCCCGGAUGUCCUGCGUGCCGCGAACCCGCGCCUUAUAUACGCCCGGAUUGCCGGAUUCCGCCGCGACGGCAAGUACGCUGACAUGGCCGGUCAUGACAUCAACUACUUGGCCGUCUCGGGCGCCCUGUCCAUGCUGGGCCGCAAGGGCGAGAAGCCCACGCCCCCUUGGAACAUCCUCGCCGACUUUGCGGGUGGAGGGGCGAAUUUGUUCCAGGGGAUUCUGCUGGCGCUCGCGGCGAGGGGCGCCAAUGGUGGCAAGGGCCAGGUGGUGGAGGCCAACAUGGUCGACGGCAGCGCGUACUUGGCAACCUUCCCGCGAAUGGCUCUCAAGACGAUCCUGGGCGGCGCCCCGAGGGGGGAGAACAUGCUCGACACUGGCUGUCCAUUCUACGACACGUACGAGACGGCUGAUUCGGGCAGCUACAUGGCCGUCGGGGCCCUGGAGCCUCAGUUCUUUGCUGUGCUGAUGCGCGGGUUGGGGCUGCAUGGUCAGGGAUGGGAGGAGAACCGAUACGAUAGGGAUCACUGGCCUGAGUUGAGAACUCUGUUCGAGAAGACGUUCAAGUCCCGGACGAGAGCAGAGUGGGAGAACGUUUUUGAUGGGACUGACGCAUGCUGCACUCCCGUGCUCACAUUCCCAGAGCUGGAGGAGGGAAGGACGAGCAGCUCACGGCCUAGGGAGGGCGAUCAGCGACCACCUGUAGGUCUGCGAGACACACCCCUGCUGGCUGUCCAUCAAGCCGUGCAGGAUCCAGCCACGCAGGGACAGGGCGCCGGUGUUCCUGGUGGUGGGUACGAGGCAAUUCACCUGCAGCCUGGACAAGGCGGCGAGGAACUGUUAGGUCAGUGGCUUGGCUGGGCCAAGGGGAGAGAAUUUGAGGCUGUGGACGGGGCGCUCGUCCUCAACGACAAGUCGAAACUCUAGUUUCCGCUCCAGCUGGAACAAAUUGCCAACGUUGAUCUGUUAUAAAUACUAUCCUCGCUGCUUUGUUCUUGACAAAGUAUGCCCCAUACCAUGAGUUCUGCCCUUUGCCAUUCGUGGACUCAUUUCGCCCCUGGGUGCCCAAGAUGCCGUGAAAAUCCCUUCAGUCCUGCCCGGUGGUUCCGCAUGGAGUAUGUAUGUCGUGUCAAGUGGCUUGCGGGAUAGUUUGUAUGCAGCCCCAUCAUAACCUCUACUCCGUACUCGGAAAAGUCAGCUGGGUUGUUUCUUCCUGAACAGCUACCAAGCACAUAGAUCGGCAUCUUUACACGUAAACUCCAGUCCUGUUGAUGCAGUCUUGUCUUCCAAUUCACGUCAUGGGAUCGUCUUCUUUUUGGAUACUUGGAUAUCCAUCGGCUCACACCGGGCUCGGUGGCGGCGGCGGGUUGGGUGGCGGUGUUGGCGGUGUAUCGCGCGACUGCUCAACCAGCAGUUGGAAAAUAGGUUGUACAAGAAACAUUUUUUUCCCAAUGUGGCAAGCAGAAACAAAGUGUCGAGGUGGUCGUGAAGUAGCUGGCUUCACAGGAACACCUUGAGGGCAGAUAUUCUCUUUCUUCGGAUCUUAAAGGGGGAUUUCAGUGAUCAUUUCAAGUCAUUGAACCUCUUGUCAAGCACUAUAUUAUCAUCAUCUUUUUUUCCCUCACACUCUUCCCGUAGCCAAUGCACGCCUUGCAAGCUACCGUCUAAGAUAAGCAUGGGCUUUCUUUUGUGUAUUGCCCCCAAGGAUGGGCGGCCACAAGCCAUCCGUACUGUACCUGUCGUGUCUCGGUCUCAGGGGGGGCCAACAACCAAGAGAUGACGAGGGAGAGAGAUAUAGAGAUAGCCCUGUAAUAACCUGUAAGCCACUUUCAUCACGGAAAAGCGCCCCAGGCCAAUCGCGAACGUUUCGCACGCUUGCGUGUAUGCCGUGGCCGCGUUCACAACCUGGUUAGGCUUCCCGAGGUUCAAUUGGGUC